GCCUAGCUCGAACCUGAACCGGCUCGAGCGUUCGGCGAGGGAGGGAGUGAGCCGAGAGUUCCUCGCUGCGUGUGCGUGCGGCUCUAAGUGGCUCGGGACGUGGUGGGGAAGACCAAAGACUAGAUUGUAGGAAAAGCAAAUAGAAGCCAUGUUUCGAAGACCUGUAUUACAGGUAUUUCAUCAGUUUGUAAGACGUGAGUCUGAAGUAGCCACCAGCUUGGUUCUUGAAAGAUCUCUGAACCGUGUGCAGCUGCUGGGGCGAGUGGGUCAGGACCCUGUCAUGAGACAGGUGGAAGGGAAAAAUCCAGUCACAAUAUUUUCUCUAGCAACAAAUGAGAUGUGGCGGUCCGGGGAGAGUGAAGCGUACCAGAUGGGUGAUGUCAGUCAAAAGACAACAUGGCACAGAAUAUCCGUAUUCCGCCCAGGCCUCAGAGAUGUGGCAUACCAGUAUGUGAAAAAGGGGUCCCGAAUCUAUGUAGAAGGGAAAGUAGACUAUGGUGAAUACACAGAUAAAAAUAACGUGAGGCGGCAAGCAACAACGAUCAUAGCCGAUAACAUUAUAUUUCUGAGUGACCAGACCAAAGAGAAGGCAUAGAGUGGACGAGUCUCCUUUGGCCGUUGUUGUUAACAGUUGCUAAGGGGCUGUAAGCAGAAGUCAUUUGGUGGUGCUUCCAGGAAAGCUUCUUAAAUGAUUAACUCUGUUGGGAGGCUUAUCCUUUGUGCUUCUCCGGAUCCUCACCUGGCUUUUUCUGGUCUGAAAUGUGGACAUGAUGGCCGAAUCUCCAGCAGCCAUCUUGGACUAUGAGACGAUCUUCAGGAUGGAAGACAGAAGAAGCUGGGAUCUGCGAUGACCAUGGAACCACCAUACCAGUCCUGGACGGUCUAUCUCGGGACUUCUUUGGGAGACACAAAUAAAUCUCUGCCUUGUUUAAGCCACUUCUUUGUGCUUUGCAGUUAAACCUCAUUCUUACUAAUUCACACAUUCUUUAUCUUCAUGUUCACAAUGAAUUCAUUAUCUAAUUCUCUCCUAAGACCUUCCCCUGCUAGCAGAAGUAAAAACCUCUACUGCCACCGUCCUUCAGACUUUAUCCUAUGUCUCAUUCUAAAUUUGGAGAGGGACUGGGAAUACUAUGUACACAAAACCUUAGCAAUUAUUCUUUAAAAGAGUAAAUAUAAGCAUAAUUUUUCAGCAAGUAAGUAUUACCUAAUUUGGCUUGAAGCCUCUAACGAGGAUCCUUAACAGUCCCUUAUUAAAUAAAGUAGUGCUUAAGUUAAGAACACAAGUACCACCCUUAUGCUUCUCCUGGCAGUAUAGCAGACAACGUAAUCCGGAGUGA
Molecule: messenger RNA, 1337 nt
Organism: Enhydra lutris kenyoni (northern sea otter)
Lineage: Eukaryota; Metazoa; Chordata; Mammalia; Carnivora; Mustelidae
Product: single stranded DNA binding protein 1
Exons: 8
Coding region: 149-595 (148 amino acids)
Biological process (GO): positive regulation of helicase activity; mitochondrial DNA replication
Cellular component (GO): mitochondrial nucleoid
Molecular function (GO): single-stranded DNA binding
Source: RefSeq, a predicted model, not a curated record